UGCAGUUUGUUUGAGGACAGCUGGUUUUUUCAAGAGAUCGUUCCAAGUUAAUCUCAUUUAAUUUAACUUUUCAAUUUUUUGUGGCUUUGGUGUCGUUUAGGGCAUUUUAGUUUCCAUUGAUUACCGCUGCACCCGGUAAUUUGUCAAUUUGCAUGAUAUUACUGAUUGCAAGAUGGAUAAUAUGGCCCUCGGUCUGUCCUCGGAGCAGACGGAGAAGAUUCUGCAGUUUCAGGAUCUCACUGGUAUAGAAGAUAUAACUAUCUGCAGGGAUAUUUUAACAAGACACAGUUGGGAUCUAGAAGGAGCCGUUUCUGAUCAACUUAACAUCAGAGAUGGCCACCCAUCUGUGUAUGCUAGCUCAGAGACUCAUGCACCAGCAGUUGUCAACGAACUCAUGUUUCAACAUGUAUUUUUCUCGCCUCCUUCCGAUGGAUCCUGGUUUAGCAUUUCCAGACUCUUUCAGUUUGGCUACAGCAUUUUCCAAACUCUAUAUCUAAUGGCCUACAAAUUUCUUUUGGGUGACAACAGGCGAUAUGUUACUGAUCCAACAGCUGAUGUUAUGAAAUUUAUUCGGACUUAUGAGGAGACUUAUGGACACCAACAUCCAGUAUUUUACCAGGGAUCUUACAGUCAAGCUCUGAAUGAUGCCAAACAUGAACUUAGAUUUCUUAUAGUUUAUUUACAUUCAGAUGAUCAUCAGGAUAACAUAAAUUUCUGCCGGCAAGUCCUAAAUGAUGAAAAUGUCAUCCACUACAUCAACUCGCACAUGCUGUUUUGGGGAUGUUUAGUGAAUUCAACCGAAGGAUAUAGGGUUUCCCUAAGUUUGCGUGAAAAUGCAUAUCCGUUCUUGGCUGUUCUUGCUAUGCGAGAUGCUAAAAUGACGGUUGUUGGAAGGUUGGAGGGACCUAUGAAUGCUGAAACACUUCUGCAACGUUUGCAAACCAUUGUAGUUGACAAUGAGGGUUGUCUUAUUGCUGCAAGAAAUGAUAGAAUGGAAAGAAGCUUAAAUCAAACCAUCAGAGCUCAACAAGAUCAGGCCUACGAGGAUUCUCUUCAGGCUGAUCGAGAAAAGGAGCGGUUGAGAAGGAUGGAAAGGGAGCGUCAGCAGGAAGAAGAACGUCAAAGGAGAGAAAGUGAGCGUCAAGAACAAUUAGAGAAAGAGGAAAUAAAGCGACAGAAGGUGGAACUAGCAAGCAGAGUUCCCUCUGAGCCUAGUUCAGAUCAUCCAGAAUCUGUUCAUGUAGUGAUAAAGCUACCUACUGGGCAAAGGUUGGAGCGUAGAUUUUUACAAUCACAUCCUUUGGAGGCUUUAUUUCUUUUUGUCUUUUGCCACCCUGAGUCUCCUGACCGGUUUGAGAUUGCAACAAACUUUCCAAAAAGAGUUCUACCAUGCCAAAAUAAUACUGAAGAAACAUUGGCAGAUGUUGGUCUGAGAAGAGGUGAAGUCUUAUUUGUUUAUGAUUUAGAGGCAUGAGUGGUGAGAAAAAAUAUGUGCUCAGACAGCUAAAAUUAUCAUGGUUGCAACACUCUUUUAAGCCAAAAUCACUAGAGAAGAUUGGCAUCAAUCAACAUGUCGACUCUGUAUCUUCAUAUGCUAAAACCACAAGGUUUUGGAAGCUAACAAAAAGUCACAUUAAACAUUUCCAUGAAGAAUCCUUUUUCUUUUUUUUUUUCUUUUUCUUUGGAAUAAAACAUACUUAUGCAAUUUUCAUAGCAUUUAGCUCAAGUUCAUGAAUGAGAGGUCAAGUAUUGUUGUUGCAUUCAAAUCUAACUCUUUCCUUGAUUCACAAGGAAGAUCUUGCUGUUGUUGCAUGUGCAAUAAGUUCCAUUGACCAUAAUUCAUGUCCAUGUAGCUCCAACCUUCCCAUUCCCAUUUGCUUUACUGCAACAUUGAGGGACUUUAUUCUGUGAUUUUUAUGCGUUUACAUUCUGUAACUUUUAUACAAAGGUAUGAAUGAAGCUUAUGAACACCGUAAACAUGGGCCAAAAAUGUAUGUGUGUUUGCACAAAUUAUUCAGUUAUAACCUUAGCAUUGCAGUGGUCACAUCAUGUUUCAUGUCACUGUCGAUCUGUGCAUCUUUUUACUGAUAUUUGAUUAAUUAUUGUAUCAUUUUUUUUCUUUUUGUUUGACUUGUUUUAUUUCUAUGUGUGUUGAAUUUAUUUAUGUCUAAAUGCCUUAUGAAAUCCUGUUCUGUUAUUAAAUUAAAAACAUGGAAUGCAUAAUGUUAACAUAA
Messenger RNA from Thrips palmi, 2234 nucleotides. RefSeq names its product FAS-associated factor 2 (gene Faf2). NCBI's taxonomy places the organism in Eukaryota, Metazoa, Arthropoda, Insecta, Thysanoptera, Thripidae. The transcript is spliced from 8 exons. Gene Ontology annotation, cellular component: endoplasmic reticulum. The record is from RefSeq and is a predicted model, not a curated record. Gene Ontology annotation, molecular function: ubiquitin binding. Bases 173 to 1474 code for a protein of 433 amino acids.